Molecule: messenger RNA, 1083 nt
Organism: Echinops telfairi (small Madagascar hedgehog)
Lineage: Eukaryota; Metazoa; Chordata; Mammalia; Afrosoricida; Tenrecidae
Gene: CUNH19orf67
Product: chromosome unknown C19orf67 homolog
Exons: 6
Coding region: 1-1083 (360 amino acids)
Source: RefSeq, a predicted model, not a curated record
AUGGCCACAGAGCAGUGGUUCGCGGGGCCGCUACCCCGGGGCCCCGGAGAAACACCACCCCCCGAGGACUUGGAGCCCGGAGCGCGGCCCUGCGGAGGCCCCUCGUGGUCCAUGUCCCCUGGCGGGCCUGCGGACCCUGCGGAGCUGGCGAUGGAGCCAGAGGACGUUCAGGGGCCGGUGUCUGAGGCCCCUGCCUCCACGUCCUCCCCCGAGCCCCUAAUUCCGGGCCCAGGCCCGGCCCCCGCUCGCCUACCUCUGGAAACCAUGUUGAGCCCGGUCACUGAACAGCUCCGCUACCUGCUGAAGAAGGCCGAUGACUUCCAGAGCUACCUGCUCUACAGCAGGGAUCGCGUGCAGAAGGAACAACUGGCAAAGGCCAUGCCCACCUUCUUAAAGAUGUGUGAGCCUUACUUCCUGUACCUGGAGGCCGCUGCCCGGAGUGCGCCCCCUAUCUACGGAGCCCUGCAGGAGCUCGUUCGAAAAGGGCUGUUGGAGAUCUCCCAGCAGCUGACCCUGCGCCUAGAACAGCUGGUCCUCAUGUAUGCUUCCUUCGGGUACGUGGACCUGGAGGAGACGGAGCCCCUGAGCAUAUCCUGUUUCUUCUGCGGGAGUUUUUCCCUCGGCCCUUCCCAUGAGGUAUCCAUCUUCAGAUACUGUGCCCCAGCUGCCUAUACCGCCAGUCGAUACCCCCGCUAUCUCUACAAGAAGAUGCGCUGGAACCUGGAGACCACCCCAGAGCCCAGUAGCCGGGGGCAAGAUGCCCAUGUGGAUUACUACUUCCUGUGCUAUCGAGACACUUGGGAAGACACUGGCAAGAGUCCCGCCAACUCCUGCGUCCAGAUCCAGAAGCUGUGGUCCAUUGGCCGAUGGGUACCCCUAGGACCAGUGGAGGAUGACCUUUAUUCAUGGAUUUUGUGCCCGCAGCCUCCGGGGGACUACCAGCAGCUGCUGACCAUCGGCUUCGAGGAGCCGUCGCAUGUGUUGGCCACUGACCUGCUAGUGCAGAUCCUCACCGGCCAGGCAGGCACCGCCCGGCCUCCGAGCGCUGCCGGGCCCUCUGCGUGGGCCGCGCAGGGAUCUUGA